Pezoporus occidentalis (night parrot) is the source of this 4975-nucleotide messenger RNA. It is a transcript of the gene AASS, whose product is annotated as aminoadipate-semialdehyde synthase. Gene Ontology annotation, molecular function: saccharopine dehydrogenase activity. The transcript has 24 exons. Gene Ontology annotation, cellular component: cytoplasm. Bases 165 to 2978 code for a protein of 937 amino acids. Lineage: Eukaryota; Metazoa; Chordata; Aves; Psittaciformes; Psittacidae. The record is from RefSeq and is a predicted model, not a curated record.
CGGCAGGACCCCUCUUCAUUGGUGGGCAGUGAAAGGUGUAGCCGCAGGGAGGCUCGCGGUUGGCUGCCGCCCUGGGCGUUGGCGGCGCGCCGGACGCUGGCCGACCUAGGGAGCUGUACCUAGCGGCUGUGCCGGGGCUGCCCGGAACACCCUGAGGCUUUACCAUGCUGCGAGCCUUUAGUCACACAAAUGGUAGGUGUGCGUUCCAUAAUGCUAAGUGUUGGCAUCGUCAUAAGUCUGUGCUGGCAAUCAGGAGGGAAGAUGUUAAUGCCUGGGAAAGAAGAGCACCUCUAGCACCAAAGCAUGUUAAGGAAUUAACACAGAUGGGUUACAAGGUCUUAGUGCAGCCAUCAAACCGGAGAGCCAUCCAUGAAAAGGAUUACAUCAAAGCAGGUGGCAUUAUUCAAGAAGAUAUUUCUGAGGCUUCUCUGAUAGUAGGUGUGAAAAGACCUCCAGAGGACAAAUUAAUCCCUAAAAAGAACUAUGCCUUCUUCUCUCACACUAUUAAAGCCCAAGAGGCAAACAUGCCCCUUUUGGAUGAGAUUCUAAGACAGGAAAUUCGACUGUUUGACUAUGAAAAAAUGGUGGAUCGUAAAGGAAUGCGAAUUGUGGCCUUUGGAAAGUGGGCUGGUGUAGCAGGAAUGAUCAACAUUCUGCAUGGAUUGGGAUUACGAUUUUUAGCCUUGGGACAUCACACUCCCUUCAUGCACAUUGGGAUGGCACAUAACUACAGGAAUAGCAGUCAGGCUGUGCAGGCAGUAAGGGAUGCCGGGUAUGAAAUUUCACUUGGAUUGAUGCCAAAGUCAGUUGGACCCUUAACAUUUGUGUUUACAGGCACUGGUAAUGUUUCUAAGGGUGCUCAGGAAAUGUUCAGUGCCCUCCCAUGUGAGUUUGUGGAACCACAUGAGUUAAAGGAAGUUUCCAGAUCUGGAGACCUCAGAAAAGUCUAUGGGACAGUGUUAAGUCGUCACCAUCAUCUUGUGAGGAAACAGGAUGGACUGUAUGAUCCUGUAGACUAUGAAAAACACCCAGAACUUUACACUUCUCGCUUUAACAGUGAUAUUGCACCCUACACAACUUGUUUAAUUAAUGGCAUAUACUGGGAGCAACAUACUCCUCGCUUGUUAAGUCGACAGGAUGCUCAGAAGCUGCUGGUGCCAGUUAAAUCUACUUCUGCUGCCAUAGAGGGCUGUCCUGAGUUACCACACAAGCUUCUGGCAAUAUGUGACAUUUCAGCAGACACUGGAGGAUCUAUAGAAUUUAUGACUGAAUGUACAACAAUUGACAGUCCAUUUUGUAUGUAUGAUGCUGACCAGCAUAUUAUUCAUGACAGUGUGGAAGGCUCUGGGAUUCUGAUGUGUUCCAUUGACAAUCUGCCAGCUCAGCUUCCUGUAGAAGCAACAGAGUACUUUGGCGAUAUGCUUUUCCCAUAUAUUGAAGAGAUGGUAAGGUCUAAUAUAUCCAUCGAGAAACUGUUAUCGGAAGGCUCAGAACCUCUUGAGAGACAGAAUUACUCAACUGUUGUUCGAGAUGCAGUGAUUGCAUCCAAUGGCUCACUGACAGCUAAAUAUGAAUAUAUCCAGAAACUGAGGGAGAGCAGAGAAUACACUCAAAUGCUGAAGAUGGAUAAUAAGAAGAGGGUUUUAUUGCUUGGAUCUGGCUAUGUUUCUGGCCCUGUAAUUGAAUAUCUUAGUCGAGAUUCCAAUGUUGACAUCACAGUUGCAUCUGUCACGAAGGAACAACUUGAACAACUGACAGAAAAAUAUGACAAUAUUACUUCAGUUCAUAUGGAUAUCAUUAAGCAUGAGGAAAAGCUGACCUCUUUGGUGAAGAAACACAACCUUGUGAUCAGUUUGCUGCCUUAUUCAGCACAUCCUUUGGUUGCUAAGAAAUGUAUUGACAACAAAGUGAACUUGGUAACAGCCAGCUACUUAACACCAGCUAUGAAAGAGCUCAGGGAGAGUGUAGAAGCUGCUGGUAUUACAGUUAUCAGUGAAAUGGGUUUGGAUCCUGGUCUUGACCAUAUGUUGGCAAUGGAAUGUAUUGACAAGGCAAAAGAAGUUGGUGCCACGGUUGUGUCCUACACUUCUUUCUGCGGCGGCCUACCAGCUCCAGAGUACUCUGACAAUCCUCUGAGAUACAAGUUCAGCUGGAGCCCACAAGGAGUUUUGCUGAAUACAGUUCAGUCUGCUACAUAUUUAAGAAAUGGAGAGAUUGUAAAUAUUCCAGCUGGAGGAGCAGUACUUGAUUCUGUUACUCCGAUGGAUUUCUUCCCAGGAUUAAAUCUGGAAGGUUUUCCAAACAGAGACAGCACAAAAUAUGCUGAGCCGUAUGGUAUUCAGACCGCUCACACUUUGUUGAGAGGCACCUUAAGGUACAAAGGAUACUCCAAAACUAUGGGAGGCUUUGUAAAACUAGGAUUAAUUAGCCCAGAUCCAUAUCCUUUGCUAAACUCAACCACUCCACCUCUAACCUGGAAAGAGCUCAUGUGCAAACUGGUUGGAAUUAAGCAGCCUGUUGAGUACGAUGUUCUUAAAGAAGCUGUAUUUAGCAAACUGGAAAAGGAUCAAAGUCAGCUGGAGGCAGUGGAAUGGCUAGGUUUAUUGGGAGAUGAACCGGUUCCGGCAGCAGAUUCCAUUGUGGGAGCUCUUGCAAAGCACAUGGAGAUAAAGCUGCCCUUUGGCACUGGAGAGAGAGAUAUGAUUGUUAUGAGAAAUGAAAUAGGUCUCAAGCAUCCUUCUGGUCAUUUGGAGAAAAAGUUUAUUGAUCUGGUUGUCUAUGGUGACAGCAAGGGGUAUUCUGCAAUGGCUAAAUCAGUAGGAUACCCCACGGCUAUUGCAGCUAAGAUGGUUCUAGAUGGUGAAAUAGAUGCCAAAGGCAUGGUUAUACCAUUGACGAAGAAUGUCUACGGACCCAUACUUGAACGUGUUCAGGCAGAAGGCAUUGUGUACAGUACUCACAGCACUGUCAAACAUUAACAAGGGAAGCAGUGGAUCAGAUCGGGUUUUGGCUUUCUUUGGUUUCUCUCCCACCUUUUAACAAUCUCAAUUUGAACCAGCAAAGGCAGUCCCUGCCGUUGCACACAGAUGACACCUUCCAUAAAUCCAGCUGCCUGACUCUCACUGCAGAUAACCAAAUGCAUGAAUUUCCUCUUAAAACUGCUGUGUUUUCAUGUACAUGUUUUAACAUCAAUCAGAUCUUUCCUUAUAGCUUUCCUGAAAUAUCUCAGGCAAAAGAGAUGAAAGCAAUACUUAAAUUUUAAGUCUUGUCCCUUUAACAGUAUUUGUGAAUAUUUUCACGAUAACAAUAUGCAAGAAAUAGUUUAGGAAUUCUGCAGUAGUAGCAAACAAGAUCCUGUUAGAUCUCGAAAAUGUUCAGUCGUUAAAUAUUAGAAAUCUAGGUCAUAAUAUUCUUUAAAUCCUGUUCUUAUUAAUGUAAACUUAAAUUACAUGGAGGAGGAAGUUUAAAGCAAGCCUCUCUCUAUACCCUUUCCCAUUACAGAGUUGAAUCUGGUUGCAAUAUGUUGAAAUACCUGCUGUUAUGUGUUGCCUUGUGCCAUGCAGACAGCUCAUUAGCAUUUAGUUCUGCAGCUUGGAAGGGCAUUCUGAAAUACACACAGUUAAUGUGCUUAGAAGCUACUCUAAAUGAUGUUUACUCUUUCCGCUUACACUGUGUGCUCUGUUCAGGUUAAUUAUGGUUACAAAGAGAAUACUUGUGUAGUUAUAAGCAGCUUUGAAAUACAGUAGACUUAGAGGUUGAAAUAACUACUUUUUGAAUUAGCUUCUGUUGUUUUGCCAUCAGACUAUUGAAGUGUUUAUUUGGGAGCCUAUCGGUACUGCUCAGUACAGUGCCACUUUAGUCUGAUGAGAGUUUGCCAGUGUGUCAGCUUGUGUGGUGCUGCCCAGAGGUGCCAAUGGGGUUCUAGGGGCAGUUUAGCUGCGUCAGCCCAGAACUGGACUUCAACCUGAGUGCAGUUUUUCUCCAACAAAACAGCCUCCAGCCAGUUCAGGGCUGCUUCUGUGGGUUUUGCUCAGGGAUUUCUACACUGCUUGGCAAUGCAAGAAUGGCGUAGACUUCACUGCCUCUGUCUGUGAGGUGUCAUGCUAUGGGCAGAUACCAUUUGCACUGGUACCUGUGCAACUGCCAGGAGCUCCCCUUUUCUAAAGCUGAACACUGAUACUGGAAUCUGUCUGCUUUCAGGUUUGUUCACAAGUGCACUUUGCUGAUAAAACGCACAGACUUUUAUCUCCUGAGAAGCAUAGUGCUGUUACCAUGGUUCUGAGGGGCUGGAACUCCAGGUGGUGUUCUGCCCGUUAGGAAAAGCAUCCAUAAAAAUAGCUGAAGUUUCGGUCUCUAUGUCUUGUUACUCAGGGUUGGAUUUUCUUUGUGUAGAUGUAAUGAAGUAGCAACUGCAACAGAGGAGAGUGAAAGGAGCCAAAGAGAGAAGGAAGAAUGAAGAGGAGGGCUUUUUAUGCUUAACAAGUGGAUGCUUUUAUACUGUCAAAUUUGGAUUCUGUUACAGUGCCAAACAUGUUCUGAUGAAAUCCUGGGUCCACUAAGUUGCUUUUCUCCAAACUGACCUUAGAGGCUGGGGUCUGUUGUACAGCUGAUGCCUGCAGCUGGGGUAAGGAUGGAGCCGGCAGCAAAUACUCCACUCCCUGCUGCCUCCUCCUGCCCCUGGUAGAUUAAAGGCCUACAGCUAAGGGUUAAAAAGCCUACAACUAAGGGUUAAAAAUAGACUUGUAUCUGUUGGUACCUUCCAGUUCAGUGCUUGGUGAGACAAGGAAUUCACUGAAGACUUUUCUGUUCCCUCCUUUGUCGCCAAAAUGCACAACCAUGGUGUUGUGACUCUAUAUAUGCAUCUACCUUGCUUGCUUUUCUGCCUGGGAAAUGCAGUAUGCAAAGAAAAUUAGAAUGCUUUACAGGUAUGUAAUGUCUUUGGAGCACUAAAAGGAGAACCACUACAGAGUGCUUU